Molecule: messenger RNA, 1393 nt
Organism: Amphibalanus amphitrite
Lineage: Eukaryota; Metazoa; Arthropoda; Thecostraca; Balanomorpha; Balanidae
Product: protein Ycf2-like
Exons: 3
Coding region: 319-621 (100 amino acids)
Source: RefSeq, a predicted model, not a curated record
GACCGGAAGUUGGCGUCGUCUUAUGAACUAUUCUACUCCUAAACCCAAAACCAAACCCUAUUUUACUCCAAAAACGAAGCAUGUAAGAAACGUCAACUUUUUCAUCAAAGAGAGGUUUAUUCGUAACAAAAAGGCUGUUGCCUCAAUGAAAUUUGAAAUUAUGGUCAUCAGUUCAUAGCAUUUGAAAUUUUUCAGCACAAUGAAGUACUACAGACAAAUUAUCAGAUACCGAUUGCAGCGCCCUCAUUCGGAGUUGUGGAAAGGUCGUGGGUGCCGGUCGGUUGUACGCGCUCGCGUAAAAACCACAAAUUUCUCAAAAUGAGCGAGACGGAGACCAAGAAGGACCUCGGAAAUGGCAAGGCUGAUGCCGAAGACGUGAAGGGAACGAAACGGGCUGCUGAGGAUGACAUUGAGGCCAAGAAGUUGAAGACCGUCAACGGCGAGGAAGAGGAGGACAUCGGCGAGGAGGAGGAGAACAUCGAUGGCGAGGAGGACGACAUCGAGGGAGAGGAAGACGAUAUUGAGGGCGAGGAGGAUGAAGAGGACGUAGAAGGCGAAGAGGGUGAGGAGGAGGACGGCGAGGAAGAAGAGGGCGGUGAGGAGGAGGAGGACGAUGCAUAAUUUGUGUAGCUUCAUUACAUCUGGACUAAAAUGGCGGGGUGCCGCUGACAGGUGGCCGCUGUCGGGGCAUGUCGAUGGCCGGGCGCAUGUUCCGGCGGCGGCGGCGGCCUCCCGGCCCGGCCGGCACCGAGCCGCCGACACCGGCAGACAUCAAUUUUAUCCAUCAGCCAGCCACAGACGAGAUCACAAAGCGUCUCACCCCUCGUCUGAGUCCUCAUCUGUGUCAUGUAACUUAUUCCUUCUCGAUGUGUACAAGUAGAAAGGCGUGUUGUGUUAGAGCAGAGCGCCCGGUGCCGCGGGGGAGUGCGCCCGGGCCCGGGGAGGGAGGGUAACAUGCAUGCAGGUGGGUGGGCGGGCAAUUAGACAUCACCGCACUCCUCCGCGCGCCCGGGGGUGGGUCGUGUUGGUGUAUGGGUGUCGCCACCCACUGGCAUAAUGCUAAGGAACGAAAUUCCUUUCCCCCGACUCGGUCAAUAAAACAACACUGCGAAUCUUCGCUGCCCACAUCGGUCGCUGAAUAUUGCAACUUGUUGCUCCAAGUAGUGUAACUCAUCAUUUUACAUACACUUCAGAAUCACAACGACCACUGUUUUAUUUCGGUUUUACGGAGGGAGGGAUGACUGCUGGUGUGCUGGUACUGUGUUCUCAACGGACGUCGACGGCCGACCGGGAGCUCCCGGAUCUCAAGGUGGGUUGUCUGCACGCCUAUGGACGUGUGCGAGAGCGCCUGCCGUUAUUACAGUACCGUUUUCUAAUAAAGACAGAAAUGAGA